This is a messenger RNA of Symbiodinium necroappetens, 326 nucleotides long. Lineage: Eukaryota; Dinophyceae; Suessiales; Symbiodiniaceae. The record is from the annotation of a GenBank genome assembly.
GUGGGAACCUUUGCCGGGAACGCGAUGUUCCUGAUAGGCGUUUUCCUCUUCCGGCGGUAUUUCAUGACGCGCAACUGGCGCAUGACCUUUGUCUGGACGGCGAUGAUACUCGCCUUAAACAACUGCUUUCAGCUGAUGGUCAUCUACAACGCAUGGGGAAUCGGUCAAGACGGCUGGUUCUAUGCAUUCGGCAGCAACAUCUUGAUGGUGAUCCAGGGGAUCGCGCAGGUGCUGUCCAGCCUCGCUGUAGUGGAGAUCUCGCCCGCCGGUUAUGAGGCCUCCGUGUAUGAGUUCCUGACGUCCAUCCACAACGCCGGAAUCACUUU